Molecule: messenger RNA, 609 nt
Organism: Monomorium pharaonis (pharaoh ant)
Lineage: Eukaryota; Metazoa; Arthropoda; Insecta; Hymenoptera; Formicidae
Exons: 3
Coding region: 163-546 (127 amino acids)
Source: RefSeq, a predicted model, not a curated record
AUUAUCAAUUAAGUUAACCAGUGCGUGCUCCGACAGACUGCCAUCAUCGACAUAUCUCUGCGACCACCUUCAACCGUCAACCUACAUCAACCAUCUAAUUGGAGCUAUUGCUUCAAACUAUAUUAUAACUCGUACAACCCUUUCCCCUCCCUUGUGCCCGCGAUGAAUUCUACAACACCUAAAACCAUCAAGAAGAAUCGCCACCGCGGAAAAAGGAAAAGGGAAAAGAUCCUUAAAGCUCAACAAAAAGCCCUAGAGCGGGCUUUCGAGGAAAUUGAGAAUUUCGUGGGCUACCCGCUGGAACACACCCCCCUUCCUCCUCCAGUCACAGACGCUCCGCCAGGAAGAGCAAUCUCUUCCAUUGAUCUGUUCCAAGAAGACACCGUCCCUUUGGAAAAUUAUAAUCAGUUAACGUCCAACGCGCCUGAAAUAAUUAUACUCAGCGAUUCCGAUCACGAUUCCCCGGAGUUGGAACCUUUAGAUCCAACAACAGAAUACCAUAGUGAUGCAGUAGCACAGAUUAUUAUAUUUCCGCCAGAAAAUUAAGUGAUACAUGUAAUAAUCCUAUACGUUGUUUUAUUAAUAAAUAUAUACAUAUAUAUAUAUAUA